AUGGCUUCUCCGCAUCAAUUCCAACAACUCCUCCUCUUGCCCCUCAUUUUCUUUCUCCUACCCCUGUCAUCGUCAACAGCAACCGCCAAAGCCGACUUGGAUGUUCUCCAAUUCGUCAACCCCCGCAUUGGUAGUACGAACGGUGGCAAUGUCUUCGCAGGAGCAACGCGCCCAUAUGCACUCGCCAAACCCGUCGCCGAUGUCGAUGGUCAGAAUACCGGGGGCUUUGCGACGGACGGAUCCAACAUCACGGGCUUCUCGUCGGUGCAUGACUCUGGCACCGGUGGUAAUCCUAGCCUGGGCAACUUCCCUCUGUUCCCGCAACUCUGCCCUGGGAACGAGGUCAACGGCUGCAGUUUUCGCAUCGGCGACCGAGCCACACGGUAUGUUCCCGACACUGUUGUUGCGAGUCCAGGCCACUUUGGUGUUGAAUUGGCAUCGGGUAUCAAGGUGGAUAUGACGAGCAGUGAUCAUGCGGCCUUGUAUCUAUUCAAAUUUCCCACCUCGAAUGAAUCGUCGCUCGUGCUGCUCGAUCUCACCGACCUGUGGCAAAGCCGACAGAACGGCACCGUCAGUGUUGAUGCCUCCAGUGGUCAACUGGUUGGCAACGGCACCUUCUUGCCAAGUUUUGGGGCUGGAUCCUAUGUGAUGCACUUUUGCGUCAGCUUCUUCGGCGGCGAAGUGCUCGACAAUGGGGUGUGGGUCAACAAUCGUGCAGGUACUGAGCCAAAAGAACUUUAUGUCACCCGCGGCUUUAACCUUUUCUACCUCGAGGCUGGUGGGUGGGUGCGCUUUUCAAACCUGACCAAUUCCACCCUGACGGCGCGCAUGGGUAUCUCUUUCAUCAGCUCCGAACAAGCAUGUGCUCGUGCCGAGGCGGAGAUUCCUGACCCCAUAGAGGAUUUCGACCGCCUGGUAACCGAAGCCGGCGAUGCGUGGCGCGACAAGCUGAGCGCAGUCUCUGUGAAGACCGGCGGAGCCAGCAAGGACCUUCAGAUCAGCUUUUGGAGCGGCAUCUAUCGCACUAUGAUUUCUCCCCAGAAUUACACGGGCGAGAAUCCCAUGUGGGACAGUGGAAUCCCCUACUUCGACUCGUACUACUGCAUCUGGGACUCUUUCCGGGUACAGCACCCACUUCUCACUAUUGUUGACCCCAUGGCUCAGGUGCAGAUGAUCAACAGUCUGCUGGACACGUACAAACACGAAGGGUGGCUGCCAGAUUGUCAUAUGAGUCUGUGUAAUGGCUGGACCCAAGGCGGUUCCAAUGCAGACGUGGUCCUAGUUGAUGCCUACGUCAAGAACUUGACGUCUAAAAUUGAUUGGAAUCUGGCCUUAGAAGCUAUCAUCAAGGAUGCCGAAGCUGAGCCUCUCGAGUGGUCAUACCAUGGUAGAGGCGGCUUGCAAAGUUGGAAGAGCCUGGAUUACAUUCCCUACCAGGACUAUGAUCCUCUUGGGUUCGGCACCAAUUCGCGCAGCAUCUCGCGCACUCUCGAAUACUCAUAUAAUGACUUCUGCCUCGCCACCCUGGCCCAAGGACUAGGACAGUCUGAUCUCUACGGAAAGUACAUCGAGCGAAGCACUAACUGGCAAAAUCUCUGGAAAGAAGACCAGACUUCUAUCAUCAGAGGAAAUGAUUCGGGGUUUGCCGGGUUUUUCCAACCCAAGCACUUGAACGGCAGUUGGGGAUAUCAAAAUCCCAUUGCCUGUUCGGCUCUUGCUGACUUCUGCUCGCUGACCACGAACCCAAGUGAAACAUUCGAAGCAAGCAUCUGGCAAUACCAGUUCAUCGUCCCACAACAAACAGCAAGCCUCAUCAACCUCAUGGGUGGUGACGAGGCUUUUAUUUCUCGUCUAGACUUCUUCCACACCUCUGGCCUAGCCGACAUCUCUAAUGAGCCCGUCUUCUCCACCGUAUACUUGUACCAUUACGCUGGUCGUCCCGCCUUGUCCACUAAGCGGCUACACACAUAUAUACCAUCAUCGUUCAAUAACACGGAUGGUGGUCUGCCAGGCAACGACGAUUCUGGAUCCAUGGGCGCAUUCGUAGUAUUUGGCAUGCUCGGAUUGUUUCCAAUUGCUGGACAGGACGUAUACCUGAUUAGCGCCCCUUUCUUUGAGGAGAUCAGCGUAAAGAAUAGCUUCUCGGGAAACACGGCUAAAGUCAGGACCGUCGGCUUUGACGCACAAUACGAGAAUAUUUAUAUUCAAAAUGUGACGGUUGAUGGGAAGCCUUGGGCUAAGAACUGGAUCAGCCAUGAGUUUUUUACCCUUGGUCAAACCUUGGAGAUUGUAGUCGGUGGUGAAGAAUCGGAGUGGGGGACUAAGGUCGAAGAUCGGCCACCUAGUUUCGGCGGGAAAUAA
Pseudomassariella vexata is the source of this 2361-nucleotide messenger RNA. RefSeq names its product family 92 glycosyl hydrolase. Gene Ontology annotation, biological process: carbohydrate metabolic process; protein quality control for misfolded or incompletely synthesized proteins; glycoprotein catabolic process. The record is from RefSeq and is a predicted model, not a curated record. The transcript has 2 exons. Gene Ontology annotation, cellular component: nucleus; cytosol. Bases 1 to 2361 code for a protein of 786 amino acids. Gene Ontology annotation, molecular function: carbohydrate binding; peptide-N4-(N-acetyl-beta-glucosaminyl)asparagine amidase activity. NCBI's taxonomy places the organism in Eukaryota, Fungi, Ascomycota, Sordariomycetes, Amphisphaeriales, Pseudomassariaceae.